CGGAAGCGGGGCCGCAGGCCUCUCGGCGCCCGAGCGGAGCCCGAGCUGUCGCAGCUGCAGGUGGUGAUCGAGUCCAGGGACCCCGGCUGCCACAGCUACCCGCACCUCGGCUCCAGCGAGGCCUAUCAUUUAACUGUAACUGAGCCUGUGGCUAUACUGAAAGCGGAUGAGGUAUGGGGUGCUUUAAGAGGUUUGGAAACCUUCAGCCAGUUGGUUCAUGAGGAUGACUAUGGAAGCUUCCUUGUCAAUGAAUCUGAUAUCAACGACUUCCCAAGAUUUGCUCAUAGAGGAAUCUUACUAGACACUUCAAGGCAUUAUUUACCACUGAAAUCUAUUCUUACAAACCUGGAUGCCAUGGCUUUUAACAAGUUCAAUGUUCUCCACUGGCAUAUAGUAGAUGAUCAGUCAUUCCCUUACCAGAGUAUUUAUUUCCCUGACUUAAGUGACAAGGGAGCAUACUCCUAUAACCACAUCUAUACUCCUACUGAUGUCCAUCUGGUGAUUGAGUAUGCCCGGUUAAGAGGCAUUAGAGUCAUCCCAGAGUUUGAUACCCCAGGACACACACAGUCUUGGGGAAAAGGUCAAAAAGAUCUUCUCACCCCUUGUUACAGUGGAGAACAGCCAACUGGGUCCUUUGGACCUGUAAAUCCCAUUUUGAAUACAACUUAUGACUUCAUGACUAAAUUCUUCAAAGAGAUCAGCAGUGUAUUUCCAGAUGCAUACAUUCAUUUGGGAGGAGAUGAAGUGAACUUCGAUUGUUGGAAAUCUAACCCUGAAGUGAAAGAGUUCAUGAAGAAGCAAGGAUUUGGCAUUGACUACGCUAAACUGGAAUCUUACUAUAUUCAGAAGAUUUUGGACAUUGUUUCCUCCUAUAACAAAGGAUAUGUGGUCUGGCAAGAAGUGUUUGAUAACAAAGCACAGCUGAAACCAGACACGGUAGUUCAAGUGUGGAUGGAAAACAACUAUGCUUAUGAACUGAGCAGUGUCACUGGAGCUGGGUUCACUGCUAUCCUGGCAGCCCCCUGGUACUUAGACUACAUUAGUUAUGGGCAAGACUGGAAGAAAUACUACAGCGUUGAACCGCUUAACUUCCCUGGAUCUGAAAAACAGAAAAAGCUUUUAAUAGGUGGAGAAGCCUGCCUGUGGGGGGAAUUUGUGGAUGCAACUAACCUCACACCAAGAUUAUGGCCCCGAGCAAGUGCUGUAGGGGAAAGACUCUGGAGCAGCAGGAACGUGACCAACUUGCAGGAUGCCUAUAAAAGACUGACUAAUCAUCGAUGCCGCAUGCUCCGCCGUGGUAUAGCAGCUGAACCUGUGUUUGUUGGAUACUGUGCCCAUGAAGCAAGAGGGCAGUAACUGCUGUGAAGACUUCCAGUCAACAACCUGAAGUGCCUCUGGGGUAUGAAUAUAUGUACAUGCAGUUUGAUAUUUGAACCAAGACUUAAAAUUUUCACUUUUAAAAUAAAAUAAAGUUAUUUGACA
This is a messenger RNA of Cariama cristata (Red-legged seriema), 1482 nucleotides long. RefSeq names its product hexosaminidase B (beta polypeptide) (gene HEXB). The record is from RefSeq and is a predicted model, not a curated record. Gene Ontology annotation, cellular component: membrane. Lineage: Eukaryota; Metazoa; Chordata; Aves; Cariamiformes; Cariamidae. Gene Ontology annotation, molecular function: beta-N-acetylhexosaminidase activity. Gene Ontology annotation, biological process: glycosaminoglycan metabolic process; ganglioside catabolic process; carbohydrate metabolic process. The transcript has 13 exons. The annotation marks the transcript as partial.